Pogona vitticeps (central bearded dragon) is the source of this 1056-nucleotide messenger RNA. The record is from RefSeq and is a predicted model, not a curated record. NCBI's taxonomy places the organism in Eukaryota, Metazoa, Chordata, Lepidosauria, Squamata, Agamidae.
UGUGUUUAACUCAUGCACCAUGGCAGAAAUAGUCCUUUGAUUACACAUGUUUGCAUAAUUGGCUGUGUUGAUGAGGGUUCAUAAGCCCUGGUGGCCCAAACCUUUGCAGUUCCUCCAGCCGGCAUGGCAGGGGCAGCCAUGGAGGACUUCAAGGUGCAGAGUGUGCUGGUGACAGGAGCUGACCGGGGGAUUGGCCUGGGCUUGGUCUGGCAGUUCAUGAACUUGCCGCAUCCUCCUCGCCUCCUCUUUGCCACCUGCCGGCAUCCGGAUGGACCCAAAGGGCAGGCACUAAAGGACUUGGCUCUUGGGCCACCAAAAGGGUCAACUCUGGUUCUACUCCAACUGGAUGUUACUGAUCCUCAGAGCAUCAAGGAAGCUGCCAAGAAAGCAGAGGAGCACCUGGAGGGACGUGGCCUCAAUCUGCUCGUCAACAAUGCAGGCAUUGCUUGUGACACCACCCUGGACUCGGAGACGGCCCAGACCAUGAUGACCGUCUAUGCCACCAACACCGUUGGGCCCCUGCGAGUCAGCCAGGCUUUCUGCCCCUUGCUCAAGAGGGCUGCCCUGAGGAACUGCGGAGGGAUGAGGUGCAGCAAAGCGGCCAUCGUCAACAUCUCCAGCAGCUACGGCUCCCUCUCCGCCCUCGAGGGGUGGCAGUGGAAGCAAGACGUCGGCUACCGCUGCAGCAAGGCGGCUUUGAAUAUGCUCACCAGAUGCCAGGCACGAGGCUAUGGCUGUUGGGGGAUCCUGUGCGUUUCGAUCCAUCCUGGGGAUGUGAAAACUGGCCUGGAUGUGGAGCAGGAAGUCCUGAGCGUGGCCUCCAGCACGCAAGCCAUCCUUCAGGUGCUCGCCAGGCUCUCUGCCAGCGACAACGGCAGCUUUUUGGACUGGCGAGGGGAAGUGGUCCCUUGGUGAGAAGACGGUCCCACCCACCACCCCCCUCCACACCCAUCUGGAGUUGGUGGGGAAGGCGGUGCAGCCGCACCCAGAAAGGGAGGGGGCACCAUCCGUGGGGGGCUCCAGCACUGAUACCUGCCAAUUAAAGGGUCUCUGGAU